Aphis gossypii (cotton aphid) is the source of this 1884-nucleotide messenger RNA. RefSeq names its product dynein regulatory complex protein 9-like. Gene Ontology annotation, cellular component: motile cilium; cytoplasm. Gene Ontology annotation, molecular function: protein binding. The transcript has 4 exons. NCBI's taxonomy places the organism in Eukaryota, Metazoa, Arthropoda, Insecta, Hemiptera, Aphididae. The record is from RefSeq and is a predicted model, not a curated record. The coding region runs from base 180 to 1133 and encodes 317 amino acids. Gene Ontology annotation, biological process: cilium organization.
UACUGUAUAGUAUAUUGUUUACAUAUUUAUAAUAUGAGGAUAAGGCAUUAUCUUUAUCGAUAACGUACGCAUUAUGUGUUAUUGUGUAUUUUCAAUUUUCAAUUAAACGUAAAUGCCAAGUAUAUUAUAUAUUAAAUUAAACUUUGAAUAGUAUUUGCGUUUGGUAUACGCAAAAUAAAAUGGAACUAAAUGAAAAUCUAGGCAAGUUAAACUCUGCUCCAACUAUCCAAGAAAACGAGCUGCUAUCAGAAAUUUUUGAAAAAACUUUACUUGAAAUAUCUAUAAUGGAUUCAAUCUACGGCAGUAGUAUUAUCAGUGAAUAUGUUAAAGACAUUUUCCAAGUAUCGAUUGACGAAUUGCAUAAUUUUGGGACGUUAAAAACGUUACACGCUAUAGUUGACGAAAACGAACAACAGAAAAAACUAAGAUUUCGGUUACAAAAAGACGAACGGGAACCAAGCAAUGACGAACAAUUUAUAGAAGAAUAUGAAUCGUUGGAAAAAAAAAUACAAAAGUUCAAACAGAAAGAAGAAGAAAUUGAUGCGAUUAUCGAGAAGUGUACGGCAGAUGGUGAACAUAAAGCGAUACGAAGAGAAACAGAAAAAAACUAUGUAGACAAAUGGGAAAAGUCUAGAGUGGAAAAUUUUAAAUUUAAAUUUAAAUCUGAAGAACUAGAAUUACAAAAAUAUAUCAUAGAGUUACAAGCCAAAAUGAAAACAGAUCAAGUCGUAGACAAAGAGAACGAACAAUAUUUAGAUUAUAGCAUAAAGGAAUUAGAAGAACAAAUUGAGUAUUGGGAAUGUAAAUAUAAAACUGAUAAUAAGGAAAUUGACGAAAAACUAGAAAACCUUAUUGUAACACUGGAGGAAAAAACCAAAGAAAUAGAAUGUUUAAAAAAAACAUUUAACGAGAGAAAAAUUAUUAUUGAGGAACAUGCCGAAAAUAAGCAAAGAGCAGAAGAAGAGAAAAAGCUUAUCGAUCACAUGGAAAAAAUGGCUACGAAAAUUCAAGCUUGGUGGAGAGGUACUAUGGUCAGGCGUCGCUUAGGUCCAUAUAAACAUUUGUCGGGGCCUAGAAAAAAGAGUAUCAAGAAAUCGUUAGUAAAUAAAACGAAAAAAACCAAAAGCAAAUAGUAUAUUAUUUAAAAGUAAAAAAUAGUUAGAGAUAGGCAAUGAUUAAUUUAUCUAUUCAUCGCAUCUUCUUCCAUAGCCGUAAAAAUAAUUAUUGAAUAUUAUAAGAUUUUGAAAAUUUAAUAUGUUACCUUGAAUUUCAAUAAAACAAGUAUUAGGUAAACCCAGUUAAAUCUAAAAAUAAUAUCAACAGGUUUUGAAAAAAAAAAGAUUUAUAAAUGAUUAUUAAUUAAUCUUUUAAUUUUAUGUAUAGUCCUGCAAAUACACGGAGGUUCUUUACCUAACCUUGUAACCAAGGUUUUGAUAAUAAAAAUAAAACUGUAAAUAGGUAACAGUAACCUGUCGAAUUAUUAAAACAUAAGAAUACAACACAUUUUCAGAUUGUGUAUUACUACCCAUCCACCAGAACAAAAAAAGUAAAAGUAAAAACAAAAAAAUCUCUGUUUAAUCAAAAAUAACAGAUUUUCUCAAUUUUUUUAAAGUGUUUCCCAUCCAUAUGUGAAUUGUAAAUCUAUAUAUACUUUAAGUACCCAUAAUUUUCAGAAACUAAAAUUAUGUGCAGUACAAAAUUAAAGUAUGUAGGAGUAUUAAAUUCAAAUACUAAUGAGUACCUAAUAAUUAUUGAAAUAUGAAUUUUUGUAUUUUAGUAAUAUUACUACAAUUAAUAAUAAUUUAUGUAUCCCAACAAAAACACUACGCCAAACUCCGUGUAAAAAAACGCUCAGUAUAAAAAAAAUCCACCUCAAAAAGUUGU